AUGUGGGUGAUAGAUUUGUAAAAGGUGUCUUCGCCGGAGGUCAAAAUCCCCAAAUUGGAGCAGGAAAAAUGGCGGUGCGACAGAAGGCGGUGGCGACGCUGCCAACGCUGAUGAGAGCAUUAAGGAAGGAAUCUCCGUCACUUCCCCAGAGACUUCCUUCAUUGAGACGAGCUUUCUCUCUAUACGAUCAAAUCAAUCUCAUCGACAACGUCCCUGAAGAUCAAUUGCGAUUUCAAGGGUAUACUGAUUCUGGAUUCACUGUUAAUGGAGUACAAUAUGAAGGCAGUUUGCUCUGUGUAGGUAACUUGAUGUUGUCUUGGAGUCCAAAGAAAAUGUCUGAUAUAACUACAAACAGCCUAUCCAUCUUCCAAGUAGUGAGACCCAUACCUGAAAUUUUGAUAAUUGGCACUGGAAGAUAUAUCCAGCCUGUAGAUCCUGAGAUACGAAAGUUCAUUCGAUCUACAGGCAUGAAGUUAGAGGCUGUUGACUCUAGGAAUGCUUCAUCUACAUAUAACAUACUAAAUGAGGAAGGAAGGAUUGUAGCUGCUGCACUUCUUCCAUAUGGAGUUUCUGAUUAGUAACCAACUUCUGAGUUGCCAUUUUUGUUUUAUUGUUGCAUAAGAGUCUAUAACAUUUCCAUGAAAAAAUAUCAAAGUAUGUUGUGUUGUGGUGUUUUAUGAACAUUGUAGCUUUUAUUAUUUUGAGAUGAUGAAAAUAAUUGACAAUGAUCAAACAUUCAUUUUGUUUAAGAAAA
Messenger RNA from Lactuca sativa (garden lettuce), 754 nucleotides. RefSeq lists its product as uncharacterized. Gene Ontology annotation, biological process: mitochondrial respiratory chain complex I assembly. Gene Ontology annotation, cellular component: mitochondrial inner membrane. The record is from RefSeq and is a predicted model, not a curated record. NCBI's taxonomy places the organism in Eukaryota, Viridiplantae, Streptophyta, Magnoliopsida, Asterales, Asteraceae.